Botrytis sinoallii is the source of this 897-nucleotide messenger RNA. RefSeq lists its product as uncharacterized. NCBI's taxonomy places the organism in Eukaryota, Fungi, Ascomycota, Leotiomycetes, Helotiales, Sclerotiniaceae. The record is from RefSeq and is a predicted model, not a curated record. The coding region runs from base 1 to 897 and encodes 298 amino acids. The transcript is spliced from 3 exons.
AUGGUUGUUCUACCCGAUCCCGAUAGCGAUAAAUGGCCCUUCUUCGGGCACGUCUACUUACGACAGGAUUCCCUUCCUUCAUCACAUCAUUCGCGCCAUGAUAGGUCCCGCGAUGAAACUCUGCGUCUCUGGAACCUUCAUCUUCCUCUCGAUCCACAAAAAGACCAGUUUAAAUUUGUUCUCUUCCUGCAACGUCUCAUGACAAUGGUCGAAGAACAUUAUCGUAAACGCCACAGUUCUCAAGAUUGGAAAGUCUCAAAGCCAAUCGAAGAUUGGUAUCACCAAAGUAUCCGCGAUCUUUCUGGGUUAGGAGUCGAUGAGAAUCUCAUGAACAGGGAGUGGAAAGAAGUAGUUCAGAAAGGAAAUCGAGAAGCAGCGAGAAAAGAAAGGAAAGAGGUGAAAAAAGUACACUUGGAAAAGAUGGAAAGAGAAAAGGACUAUCGGCAUCAUCGAUAUCGUGGUGGUAGAAGAAGAAGAUCAUAUUACGAACCUUCCGAUUCCUCGUACGACGACGAAUCAUCAGAAGAAAAAGAAAAAGAAAAAGAUCAUCCAAAAGGAACACCUAAAUGGGUAAUUUGUCCGCGUCGCUCAAAACACUGUUCGCGCGAACAUGAAAUGGUUAAAUGUAAUGGACGCUGCGGUCUUACGGCUUGUGUGGAAGAUGCCCAUCGUUGUCAUAAAAUAUACAUCGACUACGAAUGUACGGAUCCGGAAUGUGAAAAGUGCAAGAAAAUCAAGGAACAGCAGGAGGCGUGGGAAAAGAAGGUGGCGAAUCCUACGCAUGAGGAGAAGUGGGUGGAUUGUCCUUGUGACAAUCCGUGGUGUAGAAGAAAGGUUAUGGAGAUUAAGGAGAUUCCGAAGCCGCCGAAGCCGAGAUUUUAUGGUACGAAGCCUUGA